CUCCCGCAGUCAAACCUCUUGUCGCGAGAUCUCGUCGCCCGACUAAUGCGAACGGAAGUAGCUCCUCUUUCUCUUUUCCGGCGGCCAUAGUGGACUGAGCAGCUGGGUAAGGAGCUCUGGAGAUAUAUUAAAUGUUCAAUCCGCUUCCAUCCUGCCCUGUAGGGCCGAGAUUCCCGUCUUUCACGUUAUGAGCGUUUAGAGCGGACCCGUGGCCUUUCAGUAGCUGGGAUAUUGGGGCUGUCAGUGGUAACAUGAGGGGUUUAAUGUGCGGGGAGCCGGAUCAUCGCUCUGAGCCCGGGCCCUGCCUGCAGGGUAGCGCCUGGGACUGUAUGGACAGGGUGCUUACUGCCAGUGCUCUGACCUGGUUACUGCCAGCUGCUCAAACAGUGUGACUGAUACACAAUACUGGGUCCAGUGUAACAGGCAGACACACCAUUCAGAUCACAGGGGACAUAAAAUGACAGAGGGGGGGGGGGUACCAUAACCACCAUGUCUCACUAGACUUAUACAGCCAGGCAGCACAUGGAAUGGGUUGUGUUGUGUACCGUUCAUGGGCUGCUGGAGUCUUUAAUCAUUGAGGGAUCCUGCAGAAUUCUUUAAUCUAGUACGGGGAACGCUUGUAAAUGAUAUGAAUCCAGGAACAUAUAGUGUUUGAGUCUGUGCUGUAUAAAUGUAAUAAAGUUAUUUUAUAGUCUGUUACAUGUCAUGAUUGUUGUAUCUGUUUUGUAUCCUAUAAUUAACUUUGCCAGUCUGUCUUUAUCAUAAUGUUCUUGCCAGUGUUUUUAUAAUUAGUUCAUAGUCUGUGUUUGUGUGUGUUUUACUUUAAUAGACUCUUUUGAAACUAAUUCAUCCAUGCAUAUUUUAUUUAUCUGAGUGUGUUUUUACAGAGCAUUGGAUAGUCUGGUUGAUUUUUGAUAAUCGCUGAGCCAGGAGUAGGCAUUGCUCUUAACCUACAAAAUUAAGCCAUGUGCUUAAACUCUAACUUCUUCUGGGUAACAGCAAUGACUAUAGCACAGCCCCAAUAUACACUAAAAACCAAAGAGAGAGGCGAAAAAAAGUAGUGGGAGUUUGAGUGCAUGGCUUAAUUUGGUAUGUUUAGUCUAAGGUAUUUAUGUACGUAUGGGUUACGUGGGUUUAUUUUUGUAAUAACUAUUGCUUUUAUCCUCUUUAGUCACCAUGAAGUUCAGUCCGUUUGUUACCUCUGACCGUAGCAAGAACCGCAAAAGGCACUUCAAUGCGCCAUCUCAUGUGCGAAGGAAGAUCAUGUCCUCUCCCCUCUCCAAAGAGCUGAGGCAGAAAUACAAUGUCCGCUCCAUGCCUAUCCGCAAAGAUGAUGAAGUUCAGGUAAGAGUGUGUGUGUAUAUGAAGGCUAAAAGUGUGUUUUGUUAAAUUGCACAUUUGCACUCUAGUGCAAAUCAUUCAGCCUUGGACAAAAAUAUUUUGAAUUAAUGGUGUACUUAAUCUGCAUAUUGCACCUGGCAUGUUUCUUCAAAUAAUACAUUCUAACAUUUUGUACAACAAUUUGUCUGUGAAUGAUUUAAAAUUUUGUAAAUAUUAGUUUUAUUUCUCCUCUUGAGACUUUCCCUUUAUACAAAUAUUAAUGUAUAAAGGGCUUUUAAUGGGGAGACAUAUUAAUCCAUCUACAUGGAGCGGUGCCUGUUCUUUGUGAUUUUGCACCUCAGUAACGGAUGGAACAUGAUAAUUUCACAUAUUAUUGGUUGUGCAAAGUUCUGUUCGGAUGUUAAUAUCUGCCUCUAUUCUUUAGGUUGUUCGCGGACAUUACAAAGGCCAGCAAAUUGGUAAAGUAGUCCAGGUGUACAGAAAGAAAUACGUCAUCUACAUUGAACGCGUGCAGCGUGAAAAAGCAAAUGGCACCACAGUUCAUGUCGGUAUUCACCCCAGCAAGGUAGGUCAUACAAUUGUCCAUUUAUUUAUUUUAUGGAUUUACUUGUGGCAUAAAAGGAAAAUGCAAUAUAAAUGACAAACAUAGAAAAUCCUAUACUCCUGCUCUUUAAAACAUAUUUAUUUUGAAAAUACAAAGUCGAAGGCAACAUGUCUUAUUAACAGGGCAUGCUUUGCUGAGAGUUGUAUACUGGAGUUAUCAACUCUUAUCACCUGAGACACUCAGGAAUCUAAUGAAUUUAAAAGUUGUCAUCAUAUGGGGUAUUCCACCGUGAAAGCCACUGUUAUUUUUGUGGGCUAAAGUGAAAUUUUACUAAGAUGGAUUUUUAUAUUUAUUAUGUAAAAACUCAUUCCUAGUAAGGGUUAUGAUUAAUAAAGUAUCAACAAAUCUCCAUUGCAGAGUAUGAGCACACUGUGUAAUUUACCUUGUCUGAAAUUGACAGUAGGAUUCAGAGCCCUGUUCAAGUCUAUAAUCUAAAAGGGAAUGGACUGAUCAUACCUGAGAUCUAUGUAUAGGGUAGCUAAUGCACUGAAAACAAAAGGAUGCUGUUGCCGAAACUAUGGGUGUUAGUUUGAAUUAGUAUGAUUAGCAAGCUAUUUGUAAACCUAACAAUAGUCAUGUAUUUCAUAGUGGAACACUGCACCUACAUACUCCAGACACCAUGACCACUUCAAAUCACUAGAGUAACUCUUUAAUACAUAUGGAGUUCAGCUGUUCAAAAUGGAAAUCGGCAGAGAGGUGGUAUAACAUUAGGGGAAAAUGUUCUCUUUGUGAUACAAAUUUUAUCGGAGACAUUUUUAUUAAAGGGAUACUGCAGGCACCCAGACCACUUCUACCAAUUGGAGUGGUCUGGGUGCCAACUCCCACUACCCUUAACCCUGCAAGUGUAAUUAUUGCAGUUUUCAUAAACUGCAAAAUUUACAUUGCUGGGUUAUGGCCUCCUGUAGUGGCUUUCUACUAGACAGCCACUAGAGGGACUUCCGUGUUUUAAAACGACUCUGGACGUUUUCACGCUAUGUGAGGACCUCCAGCUUCGCCGAAAUCCCCAUAGGAAAGCAUUGUGUAAUGCUUUCCAAUGGGGAUGUCUAAUGCGCCAUUGCCGCGCAUGUGCAUUUGGUCUCCCCCGUUGGCUGAAGUCGACUGGGAGGAGAGUGGGCGGAGCCUGACCCAGCGCCGGGGGACAUCGGUGCUGGACUCUGGUAAGUCACUGAAGGGGUUUUUAACCCCUUCAGCAACUUGGGGUGGGAGUAGGAAGGGUCCUGCAGUGCCAGGAAACAUGUUUUCCUGGCACUGGAGAAUACCUUUAAGGCUCCCUCCUUAAUGAAGGGGUUGAAAAUCAGUUUGCAGAUAAGGAACAUUAUGUAGACAUAUUAAUGUGGUUAUGUGCGUGUGGUGUCACUGUGAAUGUCACAUAUCAAGCAUGGAUAUGGAAGUGAUUCUCAAAGGGACACUAUAGUCACCAAGACGACUACAGUAUUGUCCUUUCAGGCUUUUCAAUGUAAAACUGCCUUUACAGUGUGCAGCUCUACGUUGAGUGCUUCCACGCACCCCAUAGAAAUGUAUUGAUUCAGUGCAUCUCUGUGAGGAGGUGCUGAUUAGCACAGCGCAACGUUUUGCAGCGAAAUAGUCUCCCAAUGCUUUCCUAUGGGAGGAAGAUUAUUGUUCUCAGCCAAAGAGGAGGGGCCAGCCAUGGCAAAGGAUAAAAGGUGACUAAAAUUACUUUUUUGUGUUAUCUGAAGGGGUCGUUAAACAGUUAACACUAUAGAUUUAUGAAUGCAUGCUUGUAUUCCUGACUCUAGUGUAACUUCAUAUUUUUUUUAUAUUUUUUUUGUCAAUCUUUUAUUUUUGACAAUUUUUGUAGAUCAUAAAUCAGGCUAGGCAAAUGUCGGAUUAGGUGAUUUAAAGUAGAUAUGCACAAGAGAGGAUAAACUAGGUUUACAUGAUUAGUCCGGUGUCAAGGUAGGGAGUGUAGAAUUGCAUGCAAACUACAACAAGCGAGGUUAGCAUGUCUGGGAUAAAAGUAGAUGCAAUUAUUUCAGAUGAGGAAGACUAACUAGGUUCCUUUUAAAUGUUGUAAAAGUUCUACUCCAUAACCAAACUCGUUUUUUGUUUAAUUAAAAGGAACAUUCCAACCACCAUAACAACUACAGACACAUGUUGUUGUGGUGGCCUACCACAGUAAGUAGUUAACCGUUUUAAGAACAGUUUGACAAUUUACCUGGGGUCUAGCUGGAAGCUCUUUGUAAGCUUUGUUAGCUCCACUGAAUUAAAUCCGUUCCUGACUGAGAGCUUGCCAGUGGUAGAGCAUCCAGAGGAAGUGGUGAUGGCCACUCAGCACAAGAACCAUUCUUAAACAGUUUGACUACUCUGUUAUAGGGCUUCAGGUUUCUCCUGACUCCAUAACCACUACAAUAAUAACAACAAAGUAUUUAACCAGGAAAGCUACAGUCAGAUUAUUUAUAUUUCAUAUUCAUGUGGUCCUUGGUUUUUAAUUAAAAAAUGACUUACAAUGUUAGUGUAAAAUGUUCUUGCUAUAGCAAGAAGCCAUAUUUUGAAACUUUAGUGGGAGCUCUAAGAAACAUAACCAUUACAGGGGCAAGUAACUUCCUUGGCUUCUAGUGGUUAUGGUUGGCUCUUUGGUUGCUUUCUUGGGGUGGUCAAGGUAUAGUAGGUUGUUUUAGCUAACCAACUAAAAGCUGAAUCUUCAACAGUGAGUUUAAUUGGUGUAUUUGUUCCAUGUGUGGUUUAGUAUGUAAGAAUGUAUGUGAUGGCAGUAUACCAACUUUAUUGUUGUGAAUGGUUCUGCAUAGUUCAAUUAUUUUGGAGUUUUUGUUAUUUUGAUCUCUUGAAAUAAAUAACCCCUGAGGAAUAUUUAGAAGGUUGUAUUCCCCAUUUAAUGGUAUAGAUUUGUAUGUCAUGGUGUAACAUGGAGACCUUUCUCAGUUCGACAGUGGGAUUAGGAUAUUAAAUGUUUUUUCGGGAUUGUGCACAUAAAUGUGGUUUGAAGUGGACAGUCUUUGUUGGUUGUGGGUUUGUGUUUUUUUUUUUCUCUUCAUAAACACCAAGAAGUUUCCAAGGGGUGAUUUAGUAUUUUAUAAGGAACAUCUCUGUGCUGCAAGCUUUUAGUCUUCCAUAUAAAAUUAAAUUAGAUCAUUUUAAACUUGCAUUUCAGAGAUUUCUGGGAAAAUGCCCAGUUGUAUCUUUCAUUUUGAAGAAAAUUUUUUUUUGUAUUACAUCUUUUUGAACUGGGUUGGAGUGAGUAGUGGCCAAAAUAGCCAAACUGGAUAUGUUUAUAACUCUGAGAUACUGUGUGUGUGUAUAUAUUAGAAAUAGUUGUAAUUAGGCACACAGAUAUCCCUGACUUGAACAGAUUACUUGUCAAGAGUUGGUUUUGGUCCAUUUAAAGGGACACUGUAGACACCCAGACCACUUCAGCUAAUUGAAGUAGUCUGGGUGCUGUGACCCUUUUGCACUUAGUGCUGCAACGUAAAACAGUGCAGCUCCAGGGAAACUGCAAUGUUUACAUUGCAGCUCUAAGUCUACCUUCUGUGACUGUCUACCAGACGGCCGCUAGAGGGCUUCCGGAAUCCAAACAGAUUUUUGGUCCGUUAUCUGACGCCGGACGUCCUCAUGUACCUCCAGCGUCAGAUUUUCCUUAUAGGAAAGCAUUAAAUAGUGCUUUCCUAUGGGGAGGUCUAAUGUGUGCGUGGCCAUUGCUGUGCAUGUGCAUUAGAUCUCCUUCGGCGUGGGGGGAGCCUGACCCAGUGCCGAGGGACAUCAGCGCUCGAUUCGGGUAAGUAGAUGGUGUUUUAACCCUAUUCAGCCCCAUGGGCUGCCUCUAGCAGCCUAUAGUGCCAUGAAAACGGGUUUAUCUUGGCACUAUAAGAUCCCUUUAUGAGUACUAUAUUGUAUAACGUGCAUGUUGCCGGUUGAUAGUCUCAAGAUGAAGUACAUUAUGCUGGCCAGUUGUAAUGCUACAAUUUUACAUACUAAAUGUUUUUAUGCCUAGGCAUAACAUGUGGUCCUUAGUGUUAAAUAGAAACAAUGGCAAGGGUCAUUAUAGUUGUCAUUCUAUACCAUAUUUAUUGCAGUCUUUGAUUCAUUCUGCUGUACCACAGAAACACAAUCUUCAGUAUGCUCCUUGAUUUGCACUGACUACAGCUGAUUAAUAGUAUUUGUUGAACACAAAUCUUUAUAUAGUCUGCUGUCCCUUCCAUACCAAGUUAGUCUGGCACUGAAGAAUUGUAUAAUAGCAGCAGACUGAAUCUUUGUGAUGCUUGAUUUUAAAUCAUCCAAAUUAAAUUGUUAUGCUCCAAAGAGGUCCUGGGUGCCUGCUUACCAGAAUGGGCUAAGCAGUCAAUUGCUUCAAUCCAACUACCGAUUGGAAGCCUCAGACUGGGCCCUACGGAAAGGCUGAGAGUGUUGGCUCAUGCGUUAUGUAUAUUCAUAACUCGCCAUUCACAGAACUGGGCCAAAAAAAAUUAUACCUGUUUCACUCUUUUGUGAAUGGGGAGCUGCUGUGUGUUGACUCAACCGAUCAGCGACGUGUGGUCUGGGGCUUCCCGAUUUGUUUACCUUUUUGGGUUAAACUGUUCAUUGACCGUUCAAACACUUUAGAUAACCUGACGCUUUGAACUCCUCGCAUCAUAAUAAUUUAAUUCCAAUAACGUUGUUACUGUGCCCGUACUGUCUUUAAUAUAAUUGUCUAAGAUAGUGUUGAGUAUGACAUUGUAACAGUUACCUAUUUGCAAAGUAAAAAAUGUACGUAACUCUUUGUUUUGGCCUAUGUGGUUGGGUUUUUAGUUUUUUUGUUGUGUACGAAUGGGUGCUGCUCAUGAUCUAAUAUAUGGUGCCUACUUUGCUGACUCCUCUCUAAAACUAAAAAUAUAAGGUUCUCUAAAUAUGUUCCCAUUUUUCUUGACAGGUGGUGAUCACAAGACUAAAGCUUGACAAGGAUCGCAAGAAGAUCUUGGAACGCAAGGCUAAGUCUCGCCAGGUUGGCAAAGAGAAGGGCAAAUACAAGGAGGAAACUAUAGAGAAAAUGCAGGAGUAACCAUGUCAACCAAUAAAAAAAACUGUGCAGUUUCUACAAAAUAUGGCUC
Molecule: messenger RNA, 7005 nt
Organism: Pelobates cultripes (western spadefoot toad)
Lineage: Eukaryota; Metazoa; Chordata; Amphibia; Anura; Pelobatidae
Source: the annotation of a GenBank genome assembly